Molecule: messenger RNA, 1836 nt
Organism: Papaver somniferum (opium poppy)
Lineage: Eukaryota; Viridiplantae; Streptophyta; Magnoliopsida; Ranunculales; Papaveraceae
Exons: 7
Coding region: 191-1603 (470 amino acids)
Source: RefSeq, a predicted model, not a curated record
CCUCGUGCCUGAACGUUUUGUCUGUCAGAGCCCCAAGACCAAAUUAUUUGUAGCUCAGAGUUCUAGAGGCAGAGACAGAGACAGUGAGAGGAAGUGGGAUUUGUUAUUCUUCUGGAUAUAGGGGGAAAGAGAGUGAGAGAGACUGCUACCGAGGUUAUUUUUUUAUCUGGUGGCUUAUUUUUAGUGCAAAAUGUUGGUGUUGUUUUUUCCAUUAGAAGAGGAAGAAGAUUAUAGCAGAAGAAGACAAUACAAAUGUAUACAAAAACAAACAGUUUUAGAAGAAGAAGAAGAAAGAAUUUACAAACAUUCCAAAAAUAAUAGUAUGGUUUAUUCUAGUUCCAGUUGUAGCAAUUGCAAUAUUCAUCAUAAAACUAGCCCAAUCAUUUCCAUAUUUGUUAGUUUUCUUCUUGCUUUUUCCUCAACAAUUCCCAUUGUUUUAGCAGAAACCCAUGAUCAUAAAAAUAAUCAAACAUUUAGACCACUUGAAGAAUUACAAAAACUUAAGGCUAUCAAUGCUCAUCUCAGGAAGAUCAAUAAACGUCCUAUUAAGACAAUUCAGAGUCCUGAUGGUGAUUUGAUUGAUUGUAUUGUCACUCAUGAACAACCAGCUUUUGAUCAUCCUAAUCUAAUAGGACAGAAACCUCUGGAUGCACCAGAGAGGCCACACGGACAUAAUCCAAAGGGAAGAGUAUCAGAAAGUUUCCAAUUAUGGACAUUUAAUGGAGAAACAUGUCCUGAAGGAACAAUUCCGAUUAGAAGAACUAAAGAAGAAGAUAUUCUAAGAGCUACUUCUGUGAAUAGAUUCGGAAAGAAGAUUAGUAAUCAUUUUAGACGUGAUUCUUCUAGCAGUGAUCAUGAGCAUGCAGUUGGAUAUGUAAUGGGUGAAGAAUAUUAUGGAGCAAAAGCUAGUUUAAAUGUAUGGGCACCAAAGGUGACUAAUCAAUAUGAAUUCAGUUUGUCUCAAAUGUGGGUGAUUUCUGGUUCAUUCGGUGAAGAUCUUAACACCAUUGAAGCUGGUUGGCAGGUGAGCCCUGAGAUAUAUGGAGACAACUAUCCUAGGUUCUUCACUUACUGGACUACGGAUGCAUACCAAGCGACUGGUUGCUACAAUUUGCUGUGCUCUGGUUUCGUGCAAACUAAUAAUAAGAUUGCCAUCGGAGCGGCAAUCUCGCCGACAUCAUCUUACAAUGGCGGACAAUUCGACAUUAGUUUAUUGGUUUGGAAGGAUCCAAAUCAUGGGAAUUGGUGGCUUGAGUUUGGCUCGGGAUUACUAGUUGGAUAUUGGCCAGCAUUUCUAUUUAGUCAUUUAAGAGAUCAUGCGACAAUGGUACAAUUUGGAGGUGAAGUUGUCAAUACACGACCAUCAGGGUUUCAUACGCCGACACAAAUGGGUAGCGGUCAUUUUUCAGAAGAAGGGUUUGGAAAAGCAUCAUAUUUUCGAAACUUGCAAGUUGUAGAUUGGGAUAAUAGUUUGAUACCUUUAUCAAAUCUCAAAGUAUUAGCAGAUCAUCCAAAUUGUUAUGACAUUCAAGGAGGUAUUAACAGCGUAUGGGGGAAUUACUUUUAUUAUGGAGGACCUGGAAGAAAUAUUAAAUGUCCUUAAAUUGAACAAAUCUCAAAGGUGAAGGGGCUUCGUCAAUUUCUUUUUACAAAUUUUGGUGGGUAAUUUAAAUUUUAUAUUACAUUUGUUCUUCUCUUCUAAUCCAUUUUUCCCUUUCUUUUACUUUCUUUUUUCAAUUUCUAACAGGUGAUCCACUAAUUUGUCACCUCUAGGGAUGUAUUUGUAAAUUUGGGAAAAAUGAAAUAGUGAAUAUAUACGUUGUUUGUGAUUUUCUA